This is a messenger RNA of Lotus japonicus, 1472 nucleotides long. RefSeq lists its product as uncharacterized. Bases 1 to 1392 code for a protein of 463 amino acids. Lineage: Eukaryota; Viridiplantae; Streptophyta; Magnoliopsida; Fabales; Fabaceae. The record is from RefSeq and is a predicted model, not a curated record. The transcript has a single exon.
AUGAACCCCCCUGCUGUACAAAUCAUUUCUGAAUGCUUCAUCAAGCCACAAAGACCCAUUGAAGAUUCAAACCAUGUUUGCUAUUUAACACCUUGGGAUUUAUCCAUGUUGUCGUUACACUACAUGCAAUUUGGCCUACUCUUCAAGAAGCCCAUAUCAUUUGUGAAUCAACAAGAUUUCAUGAAUAAUCUGUUGGACAAGCUCAAACAAUCUCUAGCUCUUGCACUUGUUCAUUUCUAUCCACUCGCUGGUCGCCUUGUUACGCAAAAAACCCAAGACCCUCCCUCUUAUGCAGUUUUUAUUGAUUGCAGAAACAGUUCUGGUGCUAGAUUUACGCAUGCUACUUUAGACAUGAUUGUCUCUGAUAUCCUCUCCCCUAUUGAUGUCCCACCCAUUGUUCACCCGUUCUUUGACCACCAUAAAGCAAUUAACCAUGAUGGUCACAAUAUGCCUUUGUUGUCAAUCAAGGUAACUGAACUAGUAGAUGGUGUUUUCAUCGCUUGUUCCAUGAACCAUUGUGUUGCUGAUGGGACUAGUUUUUGGAAUUUCUUCAACACAUGGUCUGAGAUUUUUCAAGCUCAAGGGCAUGAGCAUGGAUUUGAUGUCCCCAUUUCACGCCAACCCGUCCUUAAUCGAUGGUUUCCACAAGGUUGCGGUCCACUGAUAAAUCUCCCCUUGAAACAUCGCGAUCCUGAGUUUCUUUGCAGGUACGAAGCACCUAGGAUGAGAGAGAGAAUCUUCCAUUUUUCAGCAGAGUCUAUUGCAAAAUUGAAAGAAGAGGUUAACGGAGAGUGGUCUUCGUUGUCGAAUUCAGCAAAGAUAUCAUCAUUCCAAGCAUUAUCAGCAUUUGUUUGGAGAUCCAUCACGCGUGUGCGCAACCUGCCGCGUGAUAAGAUAACGAAAUGCAAGUUAGCUGCGAACAACCGAUCUAGAAUUGAACCACCUCUACCUGAAGAAUACUUUGGAAACUCACUCAGCGCGAUCAUUGUUGAAGCGAAAGCGGGAGAACUGGUUGAGAAUAAUCUGGGAUGGGCAGCACGGAAGCUUCAUGUGGCUGUUGCAAACCAUAACGAUGGGGUGGUGCAGCAGUGGCUCAAAGAUUGGUUACAGUCUCCUAUAACCUAUAAAGUGGAUAUGUUGCUGGAACCGACUGUUUGGAUAGGUAAUUCACCAAGGUUUAACGUAUAUGGGAAUGAAUUUGGAAUGGGGAAGGCAGUGGCGGUUAGAAGCGGUUACGCAAACAAAAGUGAUGGGAAAGUGUUCUCAUAUCCAGGUAGAGAUGGAGGGGGCAGCAUUGAUUUGGAGGUCAAUCUUUUGCCGGAUAUAAUGGCUGCUCUUGAAUCAGAUGAGGAGUUCAUGAAUGUAGCUUCAGGGUGUAAUCCCCUCUUCUAGGUUGUUUCUCCAACCGUUAUUUUAUGCACAUGUCUUUUAUUGCUUAGGCCUCUGACCCUGAACUUAAACCGUUAGGCACU